Molecule: messenger RNA, 2978 nt
Organism: Passer montanus (Eurasian tree sparrow)
Lineage: Eukaryota; Metazoa; Chordata; Aves; Passeriformes; Passeridae
Product: cystathionine beta-synthase-like
Exons: 16
Coding region: 782-2368 (528 amino acids)
Cellular component (GO): cytoplasm
Molecular function (GO): cystathionine beta-synthase activity; cysteine synthase activity
Source: RefSeq, a predicted model, not a curated record
UUGAGAGUCUGUGUCUUUCAACACAAAAACAUCUAAAAUUCCCAAUAUCUGGAAUUCUAACAGGCAGCAUUUUGUGUGGUAACUGCUGAGCUCAUUGUGAAAGCGUGCUGACAUUUCUGCUACACUGUGGAUUAUCUUUUCUUUACCCACAGGUGACUUUUGCUCCUUCCCAGCUAAUUAGAUAGGUAAAUACAGAUUUGCUUGGGAGAUAUACUCAAGGCCGACACAAAUCCUGGCUUGCAAGGAAAUGAACCAUUUUUCCCCUUUAAUCCCUGCCAUUGAGCAGCAGUGGUGGGGAAGAGCACUGGGAGGCAAAGUUUGCUGGGGAAGCUUUUGCUGGCUGCAGGAUCCAAGGCAUUUUGGGGGGACUGCCCUGCACCCUCAUGGUUUCCUGCUGCUUUCUGAGGCUGGGGGUGCUGUGUCUGGAGAAGAAAAGGUUUCUGAGGGGCUGGCGUGGCGCUGGACCAGAGUUCUCUGUCUGCUUUAGCUGUGGAGCCAGGUUGCAGCAGGAGGUUGUUGACCUCCAUCUCUGGAGAUGCUCUGGAUAAGGAGGAGGUUCAGCCACACAGCACGGGCUGUUCCACCCCUCUGGUGUUGCUGGAGUUUCAUUGUGGUGUGUUUCUGUGUUCCAGGGACAGCCCAGCCCUCAGGGACCAAACCCCAGCCCCAUUCAGCGUGGGAGCCACCAGGGAAUCACAGCGUGGACCUCGGGCUGUGCUGCCAGGCUGCUGCAGAGAAACUCCCACCAGGAGGGUGAAAGGAGCAGGCAAGCAGGAGGAGGAUGGCAGAAAUGGAGCUGAGUCAGAAGUGUCCCCUGGUGAAUGGCAGGGCUGCAGGCAGUCAGGACAGCACCUGGACCCUUCCCAACUUGCCCAGUAAAUGCACAUGGACAGCCACAACGCCUGCCAGCAAGUCUCCACACUCCUGUGUUCCUUUGAGAGAAGAAAAGAAGAUCUUGCCCAAUAUCCUCAAGAAAAUUGGCUGCACCCCAAUGGUCCAAAUCAACAAGAUUGGGAAGUCCUAUGGGCUCAAGUGUGAGCUCUUGGCCAAGUGUGAGUACUUCAACGCAGGGGGCAGCGUGAAGGACCGCAUCAGCCUCAGGAUGGUGGAGGAUGCAGAGAGAGCUGGGAUUAUCAAACCAGGAGACACCCUGAUUGAACCCACUUCAGGAAACACAGGGAUUGGGCUGGCACUGGUGGCUGCAUUGAAGGGUUACCGCUGCAUCAUCGUCCUGCCAGAGAAAAUGAGCAUGGAGAAGGUCGAUAUCCUGAAGGCACUGGGUGCUGAGAUCGUGAGGACGCCGUGCACUCGCUUUGAUGCCCCCGAGUCCAACAUCCGUGUGGCCUGGAAGCUGAAGAGUGAAAUCCCAAAUGCUCACAUCCUGGACCAGUACCGAAACCCCAGCAACCCCCUGGCUCAUUACGACACCACGGCCGAGGAGAUCCUGGAGCAGUGUGAAGGCAAGGUGCACAUGGUGGUGAUUGGAUCUGGCACAGGAGGAACCAUCACUGGUGUUGCCAGAAAGCUGAAGGAGAAGUGCCCGGAGUGCAAGAUCAUUGGCGUGGACCCCGAGGGCUCCAUCGUCGCUCUGCCCAGUGAGAUGAACACGAGCAACACCACAACCAUCGAGGUGGAGGGCAUUGGGCACGACUUCAUCCCCACUGUCCUCGACAGAUCCGUGGUGGAUCAGUGGUACAAAAGCAACGACAGAGACUCAUUCCUCAUGUCCCGCAGGCUGAUCAGAGAGGAGGGGCUGUUGUGUGGUGGCAGCUCGGGCAGUGCCAUGUCUGUGGCUGUGAGAGCUGCCAAGGACUUGCAGGAAGGCCAGCGCUGCGUUGUCAUCCUGCCCGACUCCGUCCGCAACUACAUGUCCAAAUUUGUAAAUGAUACGUGGAUGAUAAAAAAUGGGUUCCUAAAUGACGCCCAGGAGCACAAGCCUUGGUGGUGGAACAUCAAGGUGCAGAAACUGAAUCUCUCAGCCCCUCUCAUCCUCCUCCCAGAAGUCAGCUGCCAAAAGGCAAUUGAGAUCCUCCAGGAGAAGGGAUAUGACCAAGCUCCUGUUGUUGCUGAGUCAGGGCUAAUUUUGGGAAUGGUGACCCUCAGCAACACCCUGAGCUCCGUGCUGGAUGGAAAUGUGGAGUCCUCAGACCCUGUCACCAAGGUCACCUACGACCAGUUCUCCAAGAUCAGCCUGGAGGACAGCCUUGGGAAGCUUUCCUGCAUCCUGGAGAACGACCACUUCGCUAUCGUUGUGCACGAGCAGAUGCACUUCAGUGGGAAUGGCAGCUCCUCCACGAAGCAGACGGUGUUUGGUGUGGUCACAGCCAUGGAUCUCCUCACCUUUGUCAGCAGGAACGACAAGAAGUAGCAGAGCAGCUUGGCUGUCCCCCCUCCUCCAGCAGGCCCAGGUGUGCCCCCAGCCCAAACCACCUGGCCAAGGCAGCCUCUGGCCCAGUGCAGCCAAGAGUUUCUCAAAAUGCCUAGGAGAAAAUUGUGAUGUAUUCUAUUUGUCUGCCAAAUGCCACCCCCAGUAUCACUAAAGAGGAGGUGACAAAAGAAAUUGUGUUUGACAGCCAUGUGUGCUCACAUGGAGCUUCCCAGGGCUGGGCAGGGAAUGUGGGAAGGUCAGCAUGGGAAGGGGAUGGUUGUUCCUGCCCAGAGUUGAGCAGGAGGAGCUUUGGUGUGUCUGCCAGCUGCAGAUGCCUGUGCACUGCCCCUGGUGCACUGCUGAGUUACCCUGAUCCCUCCAGAGCCCAUUUCUGCCUCGAGAGCAGCAGGGCUGGGGGCAAGCCAGGGCACUGCUGCACCCUCCUGCCCCUCUCUGCCCACCCAGGGCUGCAGGCACCCCCAGAGCCAUUCCUCCUCACCCUGGGGGUGUUUGCCUCCAAGAAGGCAGCAGGAGAGUGUGGAGUCUUAACUUCUUUUUGCCAGGCUCAGGAUUAAAUGUGUGAGAUGGUAUUUCUUGUUCUGACUCAAAU